Molecule: messenger RNA, 1584 nt
Organism: Peniophora sp. CBMAI 1063
Lineage: Eukaryota; Fungi; Basidiomycota; Agaricomycetes; Russulales; Peniophoraceae
Source: the annotation of a GenBank genome assembly
AUGGAUCCGGUAGCUUUCAAUGCCACUCUCCCAAUCUCCCGCCUCUUGAUCCCGGAGCUCUUCUCCGAGAUCAUACAUUAUGCCCUCGCCGCGGUACCUCCACAAAAGCGAUAUCAGGCGUAUGAUCUAGAGAAGCGUGGAUCAUGGUCCUAUACGGAUCCUUCGUUUCCAAUAUUACGACUCGGAGCUGCAGUCGUGGCAUCUCAUGUUUGCCACGCAUGGCGAGUGCUCAGUCUCGGGACGCCGUCCUUCUGGGCCCCCUAUAUCGGCUUUAUACCUUUUGCGGGCAGUGAAUUUUUGGCUCGCUCCGGACAAACGCCUGUCGACAUCUAUCAUGACGAAGGAGUGGAUGAAGAUUGUUGGGCAAAAAAGGCAGUCGUCAACACAUCGCGUAUCAGAUCCAUCUACGUCCGCAACUUAUCUACCAACGGGAUAUCACUGCUCGAGAGAACUCUAUGUGGACGUCUCGCAUCAUUAGAAAAAUUGGCUCUCGAGGUCGACCACAAGACGAGCGAGAGCCAAUUGAGGCGUUUACCAGAGACACUUGUCGCACCUAAGCUUGGGUCGCUUCGUCUAGACCAGAUCUUCUUGUAUCCUGUUUGCCGCAAUCUCAACAGUCUGUCCAUGUCCUCGAUCACGGCCCCGAUGGAAGCCCUUCUCGAGAUCCUACGAACCAACUCUCGCUUGUCAAGCUUAGAUUUGCUGUCGGUUGAUCUCACCGAGAUCAACGACACGCGCCGAGCAGAGCACAGGAUCAAGCUGCCUCGGUUGCAAAGAUUCCACUUCUAUGACCAUGAUGGGACAGAAAGUACGAACCGCAUAGCCUCGCAUCUUCUCCUGAAUCUUGAGAUGUCGCCAAAACAAUUCGCAUUAUCCAUACUGGAAUGGUCGGACGAGCUCUUACAGGAGUGUCUGGACAUCAUCUACAGAGAACACCAGCCGUCGCUACUCUGGGUGGACGAUGACGACUUCGAUUUCUUCACCUUACCGCCUUCCCAUCCAUCCGAGAUACCCCCGAAAUUGGAUUUUGGAAGCGGGAGAAUCGGCAUCUUAACAGGCCUUUCGGAGGCCCUUGGGCCCGCGUCGACGAGUCUGCAAGACAAGAAUGUCGGUCACAUCACAACUAUAGCGAUUCGGCAAGUGGACAUUGCUGGCACCGCCGAGUACUACCCAUUUGAGGAAGAGCUGCGCGGGCUCUGGUGUGCAUUCCCAGAAGUCGAGACGUACUGGAUAAAGGGGCUACCUUCGGGCGGGGAAUACGACGUUUUUCUUGACGCGCUGAAACCCGGGAGGCUUUAUCACUCCGAUGAAGACCAAACGCCGUUUCCGCGUUUGCAGACGUUAGGGAUCCAGUCCAAGUUCUCAGAUCCUGACCCGGACUUACUGGCCCACAUUCACGAGAUCAUCAUGGCUCGCAUGGAAGCGGGAAUGCCCGCGUUGAAGGUCGUUUCACUGCCGAACACCCCCCGCCCGCCUCUCGAUGAUGCCGCCGCGCUCAGACUCUGCUCGUCGGUGGAAGAUAUGGUGUAUUGGAAGGAGACGUUCGAGGAACGUGGUGAUAAGAUUGACUUGUUGGCGAUGUGA